AUGUUACGAGCACUUCUUCUCCAUGUAUCUCUCGCAUUUUUCUAUCAAUCAACAUCUGCGCUUGAGCAUUUACCAAUUCAAUAUACUUUCUCCAAUAUUUCCAUUGCUUUAAUGGAAUGUCGCAAUCAAUCGUCGCUAUUCCCCACAUCGAAUGCGUGUAAUAUAUUAUUAACCAAUAGUUUCUAUCAAGGACUAGGUAGUUGUGUUGCUCUAUGUUUAAAUCAAAGAGACAUUCCUGACAAUGCAAUGCAAUUCGAUUUCAUCUUGAGAUUAUUCAAUGAAACUUUUUCUUUCUAUAGCAGAUCCUGUUUUACUUGUACAUCGAGUAGUUCACGUAAUUCACCGUUUGUUACUGAUUGGAUACAUUGGCAAUUGUUUGCGAUUAAUGAAACUAUACGUAUGAAUGCGAGAUUUAAUGAUAGAAUACUUCUCCAUUCCAAAGAUUAUCAAAUAUAUGGUUCUUCAUACAAUAAUACUACUCAAUUAUGUACGAAUUAUUUCGAUGGGAAUAUAACAUCGUCAAUGACUUCGGCAGAUUCGUAUGAUUCAGGAACAACUUCGUGCUCACGAUUUGACCAUCGACAUGCGAAUGUCACCGACAAAAUCUCUCUUCUUAUGAAACAAUUGAUAGACUUCUACGAACCGAAUCAAUAUUCUACAAACACACAAGAUGAUACAACACAGACAACGGUAUUUACAAUGAAAUCUCAACACAAAUCCAGUGGACCUAAAAUUUUGAAAAUAGUAGGCAUCGUGAUGAGUGCUAUUCUUUCCAUCAUACUUUUCCUUUUGCUAAUUGUUUGUCUGGUUCAUCGUAAUAACUAUAGGCAAGGAUAUCAGUCUGCUGAAACGUCAGCAACGCUUUAA
Molecule: messenger RNA, 867 nt
Organism: Adineta ricciae
Lineage: Eukaryota; Metazoa; Rotifera; Eurotatoria; Adinetida; Adinetidae
Source: the annotation of a GenBank genome assembly